Cutaneotrichosporon cavernicola is the source of this 1485-nucleotide messenger RNA. RefSeq lists its product as uncharacterized. Gene Ontology annotation, molecular function: 2 iron, 2 sulfur cluster binding. The record is from RefSeq and is a predicted model, not a curated record. The transcript is spliced from 13 exons. Lineage: Eukaryota; Fungi; Basidiomycota; Tremellomycetes; Trichosporonales; Trichosporonaceae. Bases 1 to 1485 code for a protein of 494 amino acids.
AUGCCCGCACCCAUCGCCCCACCAGGCUACGUGCACGUCUGCGCGCUCAAGGACACGCUCACGCACACGCGCUUCCAGUUGUCGCUGCGCACGCUCGCGACGCCCGUGACGUACCACCGCCUCCUUCUGUUCCGAAUCGCUAAGCCGAGCGAGGAUGAGGUGGAGGGCGCAGAUGAGCUGUACUGCAUGGAGGAAUCAUGUCCACACCUCGGUGCUCCGCUAAGCCACGCCGAGAUCGAAGUUGACGAUAUCGAGGACACGCGCGCAGUUGUGUGCCCAUGGCACCAGUACGACUUUGACCUCCGCGACGGCACGAGCUCAACUGGUCUAAAGACAUGCACGUACGACGUUGUGGUCAACGGUGACGGGCCGAACGCUGGGGUGUGGAUCGAGGCACCGCAUGUUGAUGGCGACCACGACUGGGAGAUGAUCGAAUUCCGCAGCGUGAGCGAGGAAUUCGCUGACCCGCCACCACUCACACUGGAGGACCUCACUCUCGAGGUCCCAGAAGCUGCGCCUUCACUCUCGCCCGAGGCUCCCAUCGUCGCCGCCACGCUUCCUACAGACCUGCCAGACACGCUGCUGGGCUUCGCACACCUCGUCCUCGCUACACCUGAGCCGGGCAUGAAGUGCGCGUUAACUCGCGAGGCAGUGACGCGUAUGCGGGCAGGAAAGCUCAAGUCAAUCAGGCCGAGCUAUGCGGAAAUUGCGCGGGCGCGCAAGGACGGGGGAUUGCUAGAGAAGCCACCAAGGCUGCAGGAAGCUGUUAGGCCUUGGCAGACUAGCAAGCGUGGAAGGGGAGGUUCGGAGAAGUCGCGUAUUGUCAUGAUUCACGCGCUUGCCAACAUUGAGCAGUACGCAAUCGACCUGGCCUGGGACAUCAUUGCACGUUUCGCCGACACCGAGGUUGAAGGGCAGCGGCUGCCCGUCGAGUUCUUCCUCGACUGGGCCAAGGUUGCCGAGGACGAGGCCAAACACUACUCGCUCCUGGCCCGGCGACUGCAUGAGAUGGGUUCAUAUUUUGGAGCACAUUCCGUUCACGCUGGCCUGUGGGACUCGGCGAUGGACACUGCGGAUUCGCUUCUCGCGCGGAUUGCGGUGAUCCACCUUGUCGCAGAGGCUCGUGGAGUCGACAUGAACCCGCUCACGCUUGCGCGGUUGCGUACACACGGGGACACACGUUCCGCGGACAUCCUCGAGAUCAUCCACGCUGACGAAAUUACUCACGUUACUGCUGGGCACCGCUGGUUCUCCUGGAUCUGCGGUAAGCGUAACAUCGACCCGAUCGAGCAGUUCCGUUACGAGGUGCGCACAAACUUCCAUGGCGACCUCAAGGGCCCGUUCAACACGGCGGACCGCGCAAAGGCGGGCCUCACUGAGGAGUACUACACAGACCUCAAAGGGCACGGCGUAUCGCGGCACGCGGCCUAUGACGGCGCUGGCCCCGACGGCGGCGACACGCACAUGCACCCUCGCCUCACAUAA